GAUUAUAACUUUUCAGAGUUAAGAUCAGAGAGGACACAUUUGCUGAGAACCAAGAGUUGGGCUACAAGACAUUGCAGACUAGCAGGAGUUGAAAUGGGUCUUCCAGCCGGGCUGUUAGAGUUCUUGGGGCCAGUAGGGUGGGGGGCAGCAGCGCUGGUAGGGGUGGUUAUAUUGAUUCAAGUGGUUCAAAAGAACAGAGAGGAGAAACAUUCUAUUUCUCCAGGAACUCACAAGUGUUUUGGUGACGAGAGAACACGGUUGAAGGAGGAAAAGUCGAAUGAAGCUUCUGGAAGAACUGGAAACUCUAGGAAGAAGAGAGUAGAACCGUGCCGUCAUGACGAACAUGAGCAUGACAUAAUAAAAGGUUACGGCCUUGGACAUGUUCACAAGUAUAAAGAUGACAAAAAAUUUCGACCAUCUUGGUGUGAUAAGGAGAAUGAAGGCAUUACAGAGGCAGACCAUAUUCCACCUAAAGAUUCUCUGAAGAAGGCCCUAAACAAUGUACGACUGGAUCGUCUCCUACAAGUGAAUCCAAGGCUUCAUGAGAUGAUCAUGAGCCUUGUUAAUGACCCAACUGGACAGAAACUGUUAACCAUGAGGGUUCUUUACCAGGAUCACAGAGAUGCUCUGACCACUGGUAGCAGCAAAGAAUCUAAAAUAUGCAGGUGGACUUUGACACAAACCAUUCUAAGCGGAAAAGAUGAUUGUGCAGUAAAAAUGCUGGAGCAAGCUUUUAUCAUGGGUCAUCCUAUAGCUUCCCAGAUGCUCAGACAUGAUGCUGGAUUUGUUGACGCCGCACUACGUACCGAGGGUAAAGUUCACAUGUCUGAUGAAGGCACAAGGAGCUACUACAGAUAUGGCUACACUGACCUGGUCGAUGAAUAUCUCUACAAGGGGAUAAUCAACGAUGGUCAAGCAAAAGACCUCAAAAUAUGGGUGAAAAGAGAGAUGCACCUGGACCGGGAUACCGCAGAGUAUAAGGAGAUCCUUGAAGACAUUAAUGAUUUCUAUGACUGUUUUCAUAUGUUGUAGGCUUACUCUUACAGCAGUAUCCAAGGGGAAAGAAUCAAAAGUAUACCUUCCAUCACUUAUCGAUCAUAUUUUGGAGUAGCCUACAAUUUCAUGAAUUUCAUGUUGAUAAACUCAUCUUAUAAUUAUAAUGUUUUGCUUUACAACAUGAUUGGUUGAUCCACAGAUGUUGCAAUCUCUAUUGCACUCCACACUGCCCUUUCCCACCUGGACGAAAGGAACAUCUAUGUGAGAAUGAUGUUCCUUGACUACAGCUCAGGGUUCCACACCAUAGUGCCCUCAAAGCUCAUCACUA
Oncorhynchus gorbuscha (pink salmon) is the source of this 1324-nucleotide messenger RNA. RefSeq lists its product as uncharacterized. The coding region runs from base 94 to 1032 and encodes 312 amino acids. The record is from RefSeq and is a predicted model, not a curated record. The transcript is spliced from 4 exons. Lineage: Eukaryota; Metazoa; Chordata; Actinopteri; Salmoniformes; Salmonidae.